Messenger RNA from Pieris macdunnoughi, 984 nucleotides. The record is from the annotation of a GenBank genome assembly. Lineage: Eukaryota; Metazoa; Arthropoda; Insecta; Lepidoptera; Pieridae.
AUGGCAGGACGUGGUUGCAACCUUGAGUGCGUUAAGGGAGAUGAUGCUGGUAAAGACGUAAUUGAAUUCAUGGGUCCUGUCAAAAUUAUUUUGGUUGACCAGCCAACAAAUUUGUAUAUGAGGAAGAGGUUUGCUGCUGCGGCUAUAGUAUUGGCACACAUGAUGAUGGGAGCAACUAGUAUGACCGUUUUUUACUACACAUUGAGUUACCAGAAGGAUACAGCUCUGUUCGCAUCGCAUAUAGUAUUAGGAACAGCUGGGUUGCAACUGUGCAUGCCUUCGGGUAUUCUUGCUGUGCAUAAACUCGCUGGUUCCACCGCCGUAUUAAGACUACCUCACCGACCAUUCGAACACUUUUUAUUUCAAUUUUUUGCAAUUAUUUGUGGCAUUUUGUCGGCACUGGCAUCUUAUUUCUUCGGCAAUUUUAAGAUCACGGUUCACUCUGUAACAGGUAUAGCGGUAACUUUAAUGGCUAUCUUAAAUGCUAUAUUUGGGAUAAUUGUUUACGACUACAGCGGCACGAGGAUAGAUCACACUGAAUUAGCGGAAGCAAUAUUGAGUCUUAACUACGCAAAUGGCUGGUCAACACCAAUGAGAUUAAGACAUAGAAGGCUUGCACACACAUUACUCCAAAUGUGUGCUAUGGCUUUGGCAAUUACUGGUACAUUGCUGAUAACGAUUGACAAAGGACUAUCUUCCAGCCCUCAUGGAUUAACAGGACUAAUAGCUGGUGUAUUAGCGUGCAUCGCAUUUUUAACGGGGGCUUGUGGUCUUUUCGGUGGUCGCAAUUUGAAACUUUUCCACAUAACAUUCGGAAUACCAACCUUUAUGAUGUCAUCUAUCUCAUUCUGUUUUGGACUUUUCACUAAAGAGUUUAAGGAAUGGGCGGGAUCGACUGUGGUGUUCAUUUUACUUGGUUUUAUUAUGUUUUAUACGUUUUUUAUUAUGAUUACGUGUUUUAUUAAGUAUGCAAUGAGAAUAUAA